UCUUGCAGAUGGCGUAGCCGGACGGCGGAUGUUGCUAUUAGCGAAUAAUCGUUUUAUUUCUAAAUGAAAAGUAUUUAAGUCGGUCGUUUUCAAAGCAUUUCAGUUAAACUCAUGUUUUAUUCUGUUAUUAUUUAUUCUGAGAUUUCACAUGAAAUUGUAAACCCAUUAAUGCGUGCGUUUUGUACAGUAUUUAUUCUGCAGCAAGUAGCCCGGUUAGCAUCUUUGUUGGAAGUUUAGGCCUACUGUGCCACCGCUUGUCGAUUUUAACAAUAGCCGCGAUACACUCCCCUCCUCCGCUUGUUUUGAUACAUUCAAAGGAUUAUCUUUAAAGCACACGAAGAAAGAACAUGGGAGAUAAACAGGAUCACAAAGGAAGAUGUCCAACGGCGCAGCAGGAAGCGGGGGUCUGGCUUGGAUGGAGGCUGCGAAUGGCAGAGGUGAUACUGGCAAGAUGGAAGGGGCAAAGAAAGACAAGGCGGGCGCAAAGUUGUCUGUGGAGCGAGUGUAUCAGAAGAAGACCCAACUAGAGCACAUUCUUCUCCGUCCAGACACAUACAUUGGCACUGUUGAGCCCAUCACCCAGCAAAUGUGGGUUUUUGAUGAAGAUACUGGCAUGAACCAGAGAGAAAUCACUUACGUACCUGGACUGUACAAAAUCUUUGAUGAAAUUCUGGUCAAUGCAGCAGACAACAAACAAAGGGACAAGAACAUGACUGCCAUCAAGAUCACCAUCGAUCCUGAGUCCAACACCAUCUCCAUAUGGAACAAUGGUAAAGGAAUACCAGUGGUGGAGCAUAAGGAUGAGAAGAUGUACGUCCCAGCUCUCAUUUUUGGCCACCUGCUCACCUCCAGCAACUAUGAUGAUGAUGAGAAAAAGGUGACAGGUGGUAGAAAUGGUUAUGGUGCUAAACUCUGCAACAUCUUCAGUACCAAGUUCACAGUGGAAACGGCUUGCAAGGAAUACAGACACAGCUUCAAACAGACGUGGCAGAACAACAUGACCAAGACUUCUGACCCCAAGAUCAAGUUCUUUGAUGGGGAUGAUUUCACCUGCGUGACAUUCCAGCCAGACCUGGCCAAGUUCAAGAUGGAGAAACUGGACAAGGAUAUUGUAGCGCUUCUUACUCGCAGAGCAUAUGAUGUAGCGGGCUCCUGCAGAGGGGUCAAAGUAACACUGAAUGGGAAAAAGUUGCCUGUUAAUGGGUUCCGUAGCUAUGUGGAUCUGUAUGUGAAGGACAAACUGGACGAGACCGGCGUGGCCCUGAAGGUGGUGAAUGAAACUGUGAAUGAUCGUUGGGAGGUUUGCCUCACCAUGAGCGAGAAAGGAUUCCAACAAAUUAGCUUUGUUAACAGCAUUGCCACUACCAAGGGUGGCAGGCACAUUGACUAUGUGGUGGACCAGAUUGUGUCCAAACUUAUUGAAGUGGUGAAGAAGAAGAACAAGGCAGGAGUGUCAGUCAAACCCUUCCAGGUGAAGAACCACAUCUGGGUGUUUGUGAAUGCUCUGAUUGAGAAUCCCAGCUUUGACUCCCAGACCAAGGAGAACAUGACACUCCAAACCAAAAGCUUUGGGUCCAAGUGCCUCCUGUCAGAAAAGUUUAUCAGGGCUGCAACUAACUGUGGGAUUGUGGAGAGUAUACUCAACUGGGUGAAGUUCAAAGCUCAGACACAGCUGAAUAAAAAGUGCUCAUCCGUGAAGCACAGUAAGAUCAAAGGCAUCCCCAAGCUAGACGACGCCAAUGAUGCUGGUGGAAAACACUCUGCUGAAUGCACACUAAUCCUCACUGAGGGAGACUCAGCCAAGUCUCUGGCUGUGUCUGGACUGGGAGUCAUCGGACGUGAUCGCUAUGGAGUGUUCCCACUGAGAGGAAAGAUCCUUAAUGUGCGAGAGGCAACACACAAGCAGAUCAUGGAAAAUGCUGAAAUUAACAACAUCAUCAAAAUCGUUGGCCUACAAUACAAGAAAAGCUAUGAUGACCCAGAGUCACUGAGAAGCCUGCGCUACGGCAGGAUCAUGAUCAUGACUGAUCAGGAUCAAGAUGGUUCUCAUAUCAAAGGUCUGCUCAUCAACUUCUUCCACCACAACUGGCCCUCCCUACUGAAGCACACAUUCCUGGAGGAGUUUAUCACACCCAUUGUCAAAGCAACCAAGAACAAGCAGGAACUGGCCUUCUAUAGCAUUCCAGAGUUUGAUGAGUGGAAGAAACAGACAGAGAACUAUAAAACAUGGCAUAUAAAGUACUACAAAGGUUUGGGUACAAGUACAAGCAAAGAGGCAAAGGAAUACUUUGCUGACAUGGAGAGGCAUCGCAUCACAUUCAGAUACAGCGGUGUAGAGGAUGAUGCUGCCAUCACUCUGGCCUUCAGUAAGAAGAAGACAGAUGACAGGAAGGAGUGGCUGACUAACUUCAUGGAAGACAGACGUCAGAGGAGGAUGCACGGCCUGCCGGAGCAAUACCUAUAUGGAACUCAGGCCAGACACCUCUCCUACAAUGACUUUAUCAACAAAGAGCUGAUUUUGUUCUCCAACUCUGAUAAUGAGAGAUCCAUCCCAUCUUUGGUUGAUGGCUUGAAGCCAGGUCAGAGGAAGGUGCUGUUCACCUGCUUGAAGAGGAAUGACAAGAGGGAAGUGAAGGUAGCACAGCUGGCCGGUUCAGUGGCAGAGAUGUCUGCCUACCAUCACGGAGAGCAAGCUCUCAUGAUGACCAUAGUGAACUUGGCCCAGAACUUUGUGGGCAGUAACAACGUGAACAUCCUGCAGCCUCUUGGUCAGUUUGGUACUCGCAUCAAUGGAGGCAAAGAUGCUGCCAGCCCUCGUUAUAUUUUUACCAUGCUCAGUCCUCUUGCCAAGCUGUUGUUCCCAGCGGUGGAUUCCAACCUGCUCAAAUUCCUCUACGAUGACAAUCAAAAGGUGGAGCCUGAGUGGUACAUUCCCAUCAUUCCAAUGGUGCUGGUGAACGGUGCUGAGGGCAUCGGGACAGGCUGGGCGUGUAAGAUCCCCAACUAUGACCCCCGAGAGAUUGUCAACAACAUCAACCGCAUGCUCAACCACCAGGAUCCCCUGCCAAUGCUUCCCAGCUACAAAAACUUCAAAGGGGUGAUCCAUGAACUGGGUCAGAACCAGUACCUGGUCAGUGGAGAGGUGUCAGUGAUAGACAAAAACACCAUUGAGAUCACAGAGCUUCCUGUCAGGACAUGGACACAGGCCUAUAAGGAAUCUGUGCUGGAACCCAUGCUGCAGGGCAGUGACAAAACACCAGCUCUCAUCAAUGAUUACAAGGAAUACCACACAGAUACCACAGUCAAGUUUGUGGUCCGCAUGUCUGAGGAGAAACUGGCCCAGGCUGAGGCAGCUGGCCUCCAUAAAGUCUUCAAGCUGCAGUCCAGUCUCACCUGCAACUCCAUGGUUCUGUUUGACCACAUGGGUUGUCUGAAGAGGUACGAUUCAGUCCAAGACAUCCUCAGGGAGUUCUUUGAGCUCCGCCUGCACUACUGCAAACUGAGGAAGGAUUGGUUACUGGGCAGCCUGGGAGCGGAGGCCGCAAAACUGUCCAACCAGGCUCGCUUUGUGCUGGAGAAGAUUGAAGGAAAAAUUUCAAUUGAGAACAAAUCAAAGCGUGAACUGAUCCGCAUGCUGGUCCAGAAAGGCUAUGAAUCUGAUCCAGUUGUGGGCUGGGCCAAAGCUCAGGAAAAGGCUCAGGAAGAAGAUUACCGUGAUGGAAAUGAGAGUGACAGCUCGGUGGACUCUGGCUCCUCUUCAGGGCCAAAUUUCAACUACAUCCUCAACAUGCCUCUGUGGUGCCUGACUAAAGAGAAGGUGGAGGAGCUGCUUAAACAGAGGGACCAAAAGAAAGGAGAACUGAAUGAUCUCCAGAGAAAAUCCCCAGAGGAUCUAUGGAAGGAGGACUUGGCAGUCUUCAUUGAGGAACUGGAUCGUGUGGAGGCACAGGAGCGAGACGAGCAGAGUUCAGGAAGGGCCAUCAAACUGGUGAAGGGUAAAGUGGGCAAACCCAAAGUGAAGAAGAUGAACCUGGAGGAGACCAUGCCCUCACCAUAUGGCCGCAGGGUGGAGCCACCAACUCAGCCGAUCAAAUCUGAUGCUGCCAAGAAACUGACCAAAAAGAAGAAGGGUGACGCAGAUCCAGCGGUGAAGCUGGAGUUUGAUGAUGAGGGUUUGGGUGGAGAGGGAGGAACAGGAGAAAAUUCUGUAGCCAAACCAAAGGCUCCACGUGUCAAGAAAGAGAAGAAAGAGCCUGGAGCUCCUAGAGUGAGAAAACCUCCAGGGCCCAAAGGUACCCCUGCUAAGAAGGUGAAGAAGAGAAACCCCUGGUCUGAUGAUGAGACCAACUCAGACAGUGACCUGGAGAACAGUGAGCCUCUCAUCCCCAGAGAGACCAAGUCCCAGAGGGCAUCAGCUUCCAAGCCAAAAUACACGUUUGACUUCUCGGAAGAGGAGGAGGAGGAGGAGGCAGAGGAAGAGGAGAAUGGAGAGGAUGAUGUGCCUUCUUCUCCAGUUAGGUCGUUCAAAGAUGACUUUGCUUCAUCUGACACCAAGGACCGCUACAACGACCAUAAUGAGGAUGACGACGAUGAUGACGACAAUGAAGACUCGUACUCUCCUCCCAAACAAAAGACCAUGUCUGCACCUGUAUCUAAAAAGAAAGAGACAACCAGCAUCUUCUCGUCCAAGUCAGCCUUCUCUGAAAAAAGUAAUGACAGUGAUGGGUCCAAGUCUGACAGUGAUGAGGACAACGGCCCAGCAUUCUCCACUUACUCCAGCAGCUCUGCAUUUGACAAAUUGCCAGCAAAGAAAGCAGUUAAGAAGCCCUCUGAUGCAGCUCCCAAACCUAAGAAGCCACCAGCACCAAAAGCCAAGAAACCAGAUAAAUCCAUCUGGGACUCUGACUCUGACACUGGGUCCAAGAAGCCUGCACCAGCUCUUAAAGGUAAAGGCCGGGGGAGGAAGAGGAAGGGCUCUGGCUCUGAAGACGAGUACAGUCCAAUGAAGAAAAUGGCAAAACCUGCCGGCAGGAAGCCUCAGAAACCACCAUCUGAUGACGAGGAUGAUGACAGCAACGGCCUGAGUUCAAUGAACGCUCUGUCCCGUGACCGGCCAGGCCGGGCCAAGAAGGAGGUGAAGUACUUCCACGAGUCAGACAAUGAGGAAGACGAUGACGACAACAUGUUCGAUUAAAGCAAACCGGUCAUGUUCAAACACACUCUGCUUGUAUGGAAGUAAACCUUCUCUUUCUGUGUUCCCACAGACUUUUGUACAUUUCCUGUUUCAUUUUAUUUUCAUUAAUGGUGAUGUUCAAUGAUUUUUAAUGUGUAGGUGUUUUACACUUUUUAUUAUACAUAUACAGGUUUCUUUUUUUAUGCCCAUUGAAAUGUUCUGUAUUUGUCCGAAGUGGCUUUUAGAUGUUUAGAAUGCUGUGCUUUAGCACAUUUUAAUUGUUAAAAUACUACGUAACUUUUUGAACAUGAAGUUGAAAGUAAACAAUGAAAUGUCCAUGGUUUUACUGGCCUGAUUCUUUCAUGACUGAGCAAUAAAACAACUCACUUUCAUACUAAUACUUUAAUAAAUGCUGUGAGGCUG
This is a messenger RNA of Xiphias gladius (swordfish), 5596 nucleotides long. It is a transcript of the gene top2b, whose product is annotated as DNA topoisomerase II beta. The record is from RefSeq and is a predicted model, not a curated record. Gene Ontology annotation, cellular component: nucleus. Gene Ontology annotation, biological process: DNA topological change; resolution of meiotic recombination intermediates; sister chromatid segregation. Lineage: Eukaryota; Metazoa; Chordata; Actinopteri; Istiophoriformes; Xiphiidae. The transcript has 37 exons. Gene Ontology annotation, molecular function: DNA topoisomerase type II (double strand cut, ATP-hydrolyzing) activity; DNA binding; ATP binding. Bases 377 to 5194 code for a protein of 1605 amino acids.